AAGCAUGUUUAUGCACGAUGCUGAGAAUAAGGCAAAGCAGCGCAAAAUCAGAAAAUAAUAAACUCAGAAAAUUCUGUUCCAUGUUUUUCUUCGCUAUCCUUUCUCCUCUGAAAUCAUGUACCUCCAAAGAAUUCAACGAGAUGUCGAGGCCGUGUACGAAGACGGCUGUUUCGGAUUAAAAGUAACCGAUAAUCCUGCCCUUUACUACGCAACUAUUAAAGGUCCAGCAGACACACCCUAUUCUGGUGGGGUAUUCCUUCUUCGUAUAGAGUUUCCGGAUGAUUAUCCGUUCAAGCCAAUAAAGGCCCAGUUUAUUUCCAAAGUAUACCAUCCUAACAUCAGCUCCCAAACGGGCGCAAUUUGCUUGGACAUUCUGGCAGACAUGUGGUCUCCCGCAAUUACGCUACGUAUCGCUCUACACUCACUGCAAGCACUUCUUGAUAAGCCUGGACCAGAUGAUCCUAUUGAUGCUGUUGUCGCAAAGCAUUAUCGUGAUGACCAUGCAGGAUUUGUUGAAACGGCUCAAGAAUGGACUCGACGCUUCGCGAAGGGGGAUGAGCAAAUUAAAGAAUAUGUCGUUUGUCGAAUUAAAUAUUAAACUUUGUAAAUGGCUUGGAUCUUCAAGCAUAUAAUAUAUAUAUUUAGCCUUCUAAUAGGUUAUGAAUUGUAACUAUAAAAAAAUGACAUCAGCAUUAUAAUAAAAAAAUUUUAAACUUUGUAGGAAGAAUGGUGACUUUGAUGAAUGCGUACAUAGUCUGCUAGCAUGUCUAUUUUACAACAUCUGAAACUGCGAGAUAUGUACAAUCGCAUUUCUAUGCGUGUAAUCAGGAUGUGGUUAGGUGCCUACGUGUAUGAUAUGCGCGGAUGUGCAUUUAAAUUCAAACAAUUUUGAUCACUUUUAAGACCUUUUAC
Messenger RNA from Zychaea mexicana, 912 nucleotides. Its product is annotated as ubiquitin-conjugating enzyme/RWD-like protein. Gene Ontology annotation, molecular function: ubiquitin conjugating enzyme activity. The record is from RefSeq and is a predicted model, not a curated record. NCBI's taxonomy places the organism in Eukaryota, Fungi, Mucoromycota, Mucoromycetes, Mucorales, Lichtheimiaceae. Bases 116 to 598 code for a protein of 160 amino acids. The transcript is spliced from 7 exons. Gene Ontology annotation, biological process: proteasome-mediated ubiquitin-dependent protein catabolic process; protein polyubiquitination. Gene Ontology annotation, cellular component: nucleus.